Ichthyophthirius multifiliis is the source of this 1910-nucleotide messenger RNA. RefSeq lists its product as hypothetical. The transcript is spliced from 3 exons. NCBI's taxonomy places the organism in Eukaryota, Ciliophora, Oligohymenophorea, Hymenostomatida. The record is from RefSeq and is a predicted model, not a curated record.
UAGAUGGAAAAAGAAAACUUAAUAUAUUAAAAAAAUUAAAAAGAUUAUGAAUAGGAAGAACUAAAUGAAUUAAAUUAAAGUAUAAAAUAAUGUUGUAUAGAAUAAAAUGAUUAAAUAAAAAAUGAUAUAAAAAAAUAAUAAAAAUUUAAAGAUAUGAGUCCUGCUUAGUUAUUAUUUGAAGUUGAAGAAGAUUUGAAAAAAAAAUCUAUAAGCUUCAAAGAAUAAGAGAAAUUAGAAUAAUAAAAAAAAGAAGCAUUAAUUGAAUAAUAUAAAGAAUUAAAAAAUAAAAAAAUAGAAUAAGAUAAAAUUGUAAAGUAGAUAGAAUAAAGUCUAAUUCCAUUAUAAAAAUAAAUUAAUGAUAUUGAAACUUUGAAUUAAACAUAAAUAAAAGAAAUAUAAAUUUAAUUUGUUGAACUUGAACAUAAUUUAAUAAUUUAAGAAUAAUAACUAAAAGAUUAAUUUUAAAAAUAUAAUAACAUUAACCAAUAAAGCUCAUCUUAAAUUAGUUCUUUAGAAUAAGAUUAAGAGCAUAUUGAAAAUUAAUUUAUUUCAUAAUAAAAAGAUGACGAUGACAAUUAUUAUGAUUAAGAAUUUGAAGAUUAUGAUCUAAAUAAUAAUGAAUAAAAUAGUGGUUUUUAAAAAAUUGAUAAUAAUAAUAUUAUACAAACAUCAGCUAAUUAUGUUUUAGAUAAUUCAGGUUAAAAUGAAGUUGGUUUUGAAGGAAAUAUAAACAAUCUUAAUAAUUUUUAAAUCGAACAAGAAAAAAAAUAAAAUUAAAACGACAAUAAAGAUAAAAAAAUACAUAGAAGUAAAGAAUCUAAAUUAGCUUAAAAAAAGAACGCAAUAUAAUAAAACCUAUAAGAAAUUCAACUUUAAAUUUCAAAUUUAGACAAAGACCUAUAAGAAAAAAUUUAAAAUAUAAAAUUAAAUAACCAAUAUGAUUAUUUAAAGCAAGAACUAGACGAAAAAUAAAAAGAAUAUGAAAAACAAAAAACUAUUUAUAACUAAUAUGUCCGAGAGUUAUCCAAUAUUCUUAAUUAAUAAGAAGAAAUCAUGAAAUCUUUUGAAUAAAUUUAAUCGGAUUUUCAAAUUUACGAAUAAGACACCAAAUAUUAUGUAGAACUAUACAAGAAACAAGAAUAAAAAGUAUCCAAACAUGCCGACGACUAAUUAAAAGCCAUGGAUAAUAUAAUAAAUUUAGAAAACCAAAUAAAAGAUAUAAAAGAUUAAAUUGAAACACUAAAAAAGAAAGAAGAAGAGCUCCAAAAGAAAAAAGACUUGCAAAAAAACUAAUAAAACCAAGCCACAACUAAAGAUAAUAAAAACAUGAAGCAAGAUGAUAAAAAAAAAGACUCAAAUACAAUAUAUUCUUUAUUUGUUAUAGCCAUGAAUUUUAUAAGGGGCUCUUUUAGUGAUAUACCACCUGAUUUAAUAGGUGAUUUUGGUUAAUUUUUAUAGUAAUUUUUAUUGAAAAACGUAAAAAUGAAUGAUAAAGUAAAAUAAGGUUUAAUGUUUUUUAGUUAAUUAAUAUAAGGUUAAUUAAAUGGAGAGAAUUCUAAGAAAUUAAAUAGUAUAAAAAAGGAGAAGAUAUACAUAGUCCAGUCUUUAUUUUAACUCCUUGAAUUUUUAAUAAAUAACAACGAGAAUAAAAUAAGAAACUUGUAAAAAAACGGUACUUAAGUAUACGGUUUUGACGAAAACAUAACCUGUUCUUUAAAAGCUUUAUUUAUUUCGAGAUUCCAAGGCUUUAUUUCAACCGAAGAAAUCCAAGAAUAACUCUAUAACAGUGACAUAUUCCUUUAGAUAUCUAAAAAAAUGAAAGUAUCUUAAAAAAUACUACUUGGUAUAAUUAACAUAAUAACCCAAAGAAAUAAAACAGGUAUCUAAAAUAUUCUUGAAAUCUACAAAUU